AUGCGUUAUUUAAUAUUACCAAUAUUAUUUGUGUGCCUGGCAACGACAUUUGCCCAAAUUCCACAACUAGGAUUUUGUCCAGAUGUGAAACCCAUGCAGGAUUUCGACAUGGAAGCAUUUUUAGGAGACUGGUUUGAAACGGAAAGAUACUUCACAGUAUCAGAAUUGGGAAGACGUUGCGUCUUUUCAAACUACGAAAGACGUCCUGAUGGAUCUAUCCGAGUUUCGAACCAAAUGACAAAUGCUUUUACAAACGUGAAACGUACCUGGGUAGGCGAAUUGAGCACUAAGGGUGAAAAUUCAGGGUCGAUGCUGGUCAAAUACAACACUUUGCCAGUUUCUUUGGACACCUCGUAUUCAGUUUUGGACACCGACUAUGAUACUUAUGCAGUUGUGUACAAUUGUAAUCCUGUGGGGCCUAUUCAUACACAGAGUUGUUGGGUAUUAACAAGAGAGCGCAACCCUCCAUCAGCAGUUCUUCAAAGGGCCUACGGAAUUUUGGACAAGUACAAGAUUUCGAGAACUUUCUUCGUGAAGACCAAUCAACAAGAUUGCGAAUGA
This is a messenger RNA of Ctenocephalides felis (cat flea), 561 nucleotides long. Its product is annotated as apolipoprotein D-like. Bases 1 to 561 code for a protein of 186 amino acids. The record is from RefSeq and is a predicted model, not a curated record. Gene Ontology annotation, molecular function: pigment binding; hydrolase activity, acting on carbon-nitrogen (but not peptide) bonds. Gene Ontology annotation, biological process: carbohydrate metabolic process. NCBI's taxonomy places the organism in Eukaryota, Metazoa, Arthropoda, Insecta, Siphonaptera, Pulicidae. The transcript has 4 exons.